This is a messenger RNA of Dunckerocampus dactyliophorus (ringed pipefish), 2909 nucleotides long. It is a transcript of the gene trim23, whose product is annotated as tripartite motif containing 23. The coding region runs from base 45 to 1787 and encodes 580 amino acids. Gene Ontology annotation, molecular function: zinc ion binding; GTPase activity; GTP binding. The record is from RefSeq and is a predicted model, not a curated record. The transcript is spliced from 11 exons. Gene Ontology annotation, cellular component: cytoplasm; lysosomal membrane; plasma membrane. NCBI's taxonomy places the organism in Eukaryota, Metazoa, Chordata, Actinopteri, Syngnathiformes, Syngnathidae. Gene Ontology annotation, biological process: vesicle-mediated transport; intracellular protein transport.
CUCCUUUCGCGCAUGCUCAGUCGGCUCCGCGCAGCUGUCGGACAAUGGCCGCCUCUGCUGCAGGAAUAAACAAGCAGGGCGCCGUGACCACCAUGGAACCCUGCGUCCGGCACGGCAGGGGUGCGAAUGGAGGCACAGUCAAGGUGCUGGAGUGUGGCGUCUGCGAGGACGUCUUCUCCCUCCAAGGCGACAAGGUCCCCCGUCUCCUGCUGUGCGGGCACACCGUGUGCCACGACUGCCUGACCCGGCUGCCCCUCCACGGCCGAGCGGUCCGCUGUCCCUUCGACAGGCAGGUCACUGAGCUGGGGGACUCUGGAGUGUGGGGUCUAAAGAAGAACUUUGCCCUGCUUGAACUUUUGGAGCGACUGCAGAAUGGCACCAGCAACCAGCCGGGCACGGCCGAGGAUGCUCUGAAAGGGAUGGGAGAGUGUGUCAUCCGCUGCGACGAGGACGAGAGCCACACGGCCACCAUGUACUGCACCGUGUGCGCCACCCACCUGUGCGCCGAGUGCUCGCAGCUCACCCACUCCACCCGCACGCUGGCCAAGCACCGCCGCGUGCCGCUGGCCGACAAGCCCCACGAGAAGACGCUGUGCCCCCAGCACCAGGUCCACGCCAUCGAGUUUGUGUGCCUGGAGGAGGCGUGUCAGCCGGGGCCGCUCAUGUGCUGCGUGUGCAAGGAGUACGGCAAGCACCAAGGACACAAGCACGCCGUCCUGGAGACGGAGGCCAAUCAGAUCCGGGCGUCCAUUCUGGACAUGGCGCACUGCAUCCGCACCUUCACGGAGGAAGUGUCCGAGUACUCCAGGAAGCUGGUGGGCAUCGUUCAGCAAAUAGAAGGCGGAGAGCAGAUAGUGGAGGACGGCGUUGGCAUGGCCCACACGGAACACGUUCCCGGCACAGCAGAGAGCGCUCGCUCCUGCGUGCGCGCCUACUUUGCAGACCUCCACGAGACGCUGUGUCGGCAGGAGGAGAUGGCGCUGAGCGUGGUGGAUGCGCACGUGCGUGAGAGGCUGAUCUGGCUGCGGCAGCAGCAGGAGGACAUGACCAUCCUGCUGUCUCAGGUGUCCACCGCCUGCCUGCACUGUGAGAAGACGCUCCAGCAGGACGACUGCAGGGUGGUGCUGGCCAAGCAGGAGAUCAACUGUCUGCUGGAGACGCUUCAGAAGCAGCAGCAUCAGUUCACAGAGCUGGCAGACCACAUCCAGCUGGACGCCGGCAUCCCGGUCACCUUCACCAAGGAUAACCGGGUCCACAUUGGCCCCAAGAUGGAGAUCCGUGUGGUGACCCUUGGGCUGGAUGGCGCCGGAAAAACCACUAUCCUCUUUAAGCUGAAGCAGGAUGAGUUCAUGCAGCCCAUUCCCACCAUCGGUUUCAACGUGGAGACGGUGGAAUAUAAGAACUUGAAGUUCACUAUCUGGGACGUGGGAGGCAAGCAUAAGCUGAGACCGCUGUGGAAACACUACUAUCUCAACACGCAAGCCGUGGUGUUUGUGAUUGACAGCAGCCACCGGGACCGUCUCAUGGAGGCGCACAGCGAGCUGGCCAAGCUGCUGACAGAGAAGGAGCUCAGAGACGCCCUGCUCCUUAUCUUCGCCAACAAGCAGGACGUGCCUGGCGUGGUGUCUGUGGAGGAGAUGACGGAGCUGCUGAGCCUGCAUAAGCUGUGCUGCGGGAGGAGCUGGCACAUCCAGGGCUGCGACGCCCGCAGCGGGAUGGGCCUCCACGAGGGGCUGGAUUGGCUCUCCAGGCAGCUGGUGGCUGCCGGCGUACUUGACGUUGCCUAAAAUGUCCACAAGUCUGAACCCCCCACCCGCCAUAUGCAACAUCGCUGGUUUGAUGUCUCUGCAAAGAUUGAGGGCUCAUCUGUGAACAGCUCCCACACGUGAAGGUAUGCUUGGAAGAAGCCACAACACGUACUACCGAUUGGGGGGGGGGCAGUAAGUCAUUGACGCUUUGUUCCCCCAAGAAGCUUCACCAUGUACUCAUCAUAACCACCACGUGGGACAGGGGAGGAGUUUUUUUGUGCCAAAAUGAGUAAUUCGUUAAAUUGUCAACUCAAAUGUAGAUUGAAAAAUAGUAAUAAGUUAUUUCUAAGUCAUUUAUGAUUUUACUUGCGUAAUUCCAUUUAAAUGAAUAAAUAUCAGUCAGCCAUCAAGGUGAAUAAUAAAUAAUGAAUAAACCAAUCAAUGCAUACAUUUUGGAAAUAAAAAUGUAGAAUACCGGUAGGCUGAAUAUAAUUAUUUCUAUUGCAAUUUAAUGAAUGAAUGACAAUUUAAUAGAUUUGUUACCUUCAUUCAUUUGAUUGAAUAGUUUUCAUUUUGGCCCAAAGAACUCCAUAGGGGACAGUCAUGUUAUCAUAACGUGUAUUUCUAUACCACCACCCACACGUAGUGCACGUCUUCAUUGGUACAUUUGCAGGGAUGUUAGCAUAGCAUGCUUGGUCUCGAUGUGCUCUGUUACAGAACAAUGUUUGUUAUUACUCAUAUUGUAUAUAUUUAUGAGGCUGAGGGAAUUUUACACGCCAGCUCACCCUUUUUUUGUUCUUUGUUGCACGUGAAACGGGUCAAGUGCACGUGUUUGCUGCCUGGCCAUCAUCCAGUGGAACUCUGCUGUCUCUAAGUGGACCCCCACCCCAGUAUUAAUGUCACUACAAAAUGGGAUAACCUUUCAAAUCAAGCCGCAGCCUUCCGUGACGUAAUGUGAAAUGACACUUUGUCUCAUUAGCCAAGAUGCAUUGUUUGAGUUGAAUCAUUGUCAUGUUUGCUACACACACACACAUUGUAUAUAGAUCGCAAAAAAAAGAAAAAAAAUACUUCAAUGUCGAAGCACAAUGCGCUUGGAUGAAAACCUUUGACCUGAUGACUUUUGUAAAUGAUUGAUGAUGGAAAAUAAAGGCAUUCACCAGA